AAGCAACAUUAUUUUUCUCUCUCUCUGUCUCUGCUCAAACUCUCUCCUUACUCUCUCUCUCUCUCUCUCUCUUUCUUUUCUAUAUCUAAAAAUCUGUUUAACAGCUGUAUUUCAACUGAUUUUGAAACCCUAGCAUUUGGAUCCACUUCAAGUUUUAGAUGUGAAACAAACUUCUCUCUUUGAAAAGAGGUUUUUUUUUUUUUUUUGGAAUUGGUUGCAUUUUGUGUUUGAAGUGGUGAGAGGAAGUGUUUGGAUCGGAGAUGGCGGAUAUUGCCGGCGAAGCGGCGGAGAUAGGAAGCAUUGGGAGGAGUGAGUCGCCGGUGAGGAUGACGUCGACCACCGCGGGGGUACCUCCGCCGUUGACGGUGUCGGCGUCGUUUAAGGAGAGUGGAGGGAAAGGUUCGUCCAGGAGGAGAGCUGUUAGACCUAGCUUUGAUGCGGAUAAUGAGUUCAUUACUUUGCUUCACGGGUCGGAUCCGGUGAAAGUGGAGCUUAAUCGGCUGGAGAAUGAAGUUAGAGAUAAAGAUAGAGAAUUGGGAGAAGCACAAGCGGAAAUUAAGGCAUUAAGGAUGUCUGAAAGGCUAAGAGAAAAGGCUGUCGAAGAGCUCACUGAUGAGUUGUCAAAAAUGGAGGAGAAGCUCAAAUUGACAGAAUCUCUUCUUGAAAGCAAGAACCUUGAAAUCAAGAAAAUAAAUGAUGAGAAGAAGGCAUCCAUGGCUGCUCAGUUUGCAGCUGAGGCCACUCUGCGAAGGGUUCAUGCUGCUCAAAAGGAUGAUGAUAUGCCUCCAAUUGAAGCAAUUCUUGCACCUUUGGAGGCUGAGUUGAAGCUUGCUCGGCAAGAGAUUGCAAAGCUUCAAGAUGAUAACAAAGCGCUUGAUCGUCUCACUAAAUCAAAAGAAGCAGCUUUACUUGAAGCUGAAAGGACUGUACAGGUUGCAUUGGCCAAAGCCUCCAUGGUGGAUGAUCUCCAAAAUAAAAACCAGGAGUUGAUGAAGCAGAUAGAAAUUUGCCAGGAAGAAAAUAAAAUUUUGGACAAAAUGCAUCGCCAAAAGGUUGCAGAGGUUGAAAAGCUUACACAAACAGUAAGGGAGCUGGAAGAGGCUGUUCUUGCUGGUGGUGCUGCCGCAAAUGCAGUUAGGGAUUACCAGCGGAAAGUUCAGGAGAUGAAUGAGGAAAGAAAAACGCUUGACCGAGAGCUGGCACGUGCAAAAGUAACUGCUAAUAGAGUGGCCACGGUUGUCGCAAAUGAGUGGAAAGAUGCUAAUGACAAAGUGAUGCCUGUAAAACAAUGGCUCGAAGAGCGGAGAUUCUUGCAGGGAGAAAUGCAGCAACUUCGUGACAAGCUUGCUAUAACUGAGCGGGCUGCAAAAUCUGAAGCACAGUUGAAAGAGAAAUAUCAUUUGCGGCUUAAAGUUCUGGAAGAGAGCGUGAGAGGAUCUUCUAAUAGUGUUAGCCGCAGUACAUCAGAUGGAAGAAGCAUGAGCAAUGGGCCUUCUAGGCGUCAGUCUCUGGGUGGAGCUGAUAAUUUCUCAAAACUUACAUCCAAUGGGUUUUUAUCCAAGAGAUCGCCAAGCUCUCAAUUAAGAUCCUCUAUGUCAUCUAGUACAGUGUUGAAGCAUGCUAAAGGAACAUCCAAGUCAUUUGAUGGAGGCACAAGAUCAUUCGACAGGGCGAAAGUGCUUUUAAAUGGAACAGGUUCAAAUAUUUCGUUCAACCAGCCUUCUGAGGGAACCAAGGAGGGUGAGGCACCAGAUAAUGAAAAACCAAAUGAUUUCCAGCCAGUAGAUACAGAGGAUAAUGUCCCGGGAGUAUUGUAUGAUUUACUGCAGAAAGAGGUCAUAGCUUUGAGGAAAGCUGGUCAUGAGAAAGAUCAAAGCCUUAAGGAUAAGGAUGAUGCGAUUGAGAUGCUUGCUAAGAAGGUAGAAACAUUGACAAAGGCAAUGGAAGUUGAGGCUAAAAAGAUGAGAAGAGAAGUGGCUGCAAUGGAGAAAGAGGUUGCUGCCAUGCGUGUGGAGAAAGAACAUGAGAAUAGGGCCAAGCGGUAUGGUAACUCCAAAGGAUCUGCUGCUCAGCUGCUUACUGGAAGAAAUGUCUCUCGAAGUGGGUUAACACGCAGCACUCAAUGACAACAAAUAUUAAUUGCAGCGGGAGAAAGGAGUAAAUUUGCAUAGGUCUCUUGGGUCCUUUGUUUUAUUUUUUAUUUUUUGUUACCUCUCCUUUGGCGAUUGAUUAUAAGAUUAUAACUUGCAUGCCGAUGAACCUAUGUUCACUGAAAAUUGGCGAAGAGAAGAAAUCUGGGAAAAGAGUAAAUCAGAGGAAGAAAUCGGUAUGCUUCUGACAUAGAGUGGUAUUCCUCUGCUUAGAGAUCAGCGAAAAAAAGAAAGAUAAAGGAACUAUUGACUGUGGGCUAACCUUUUGUCAGGUUUUCUUGAGUGGCCAGUGGUUGUGUGGUUGUAUAGGUAGCUUAUUGGCUUUUUCCGUCGUCUACUCAUCCCCUCCCCUCCUUUUUAAUUCUUGCAGUUCAUAUUUUGUAAUCUGCAGCUAGUGUGAUUUGUCUUCCAAGUUUGUUAAUAUUUCUUGUAAUCAGAUCCUUCUGUGGUUGUGUUAUUCAUUAAUAGUUACUUGCUUAUAAAUCUGGAACCAUGUGUAUGUUUUUCUUUA
Molecule: messenger RNA, 2661 nt
Organism: Theobroma cacao (cacao)
Lineage: Eukaryota; Viridiplantae; Streptophyta; Magnoliopsida; Malvales; Malvaceae
Product: microtubule-associated protein 70-2-like
Biological process (GO): cytoskeleton organization
Molecular function (GO): microtubule binding
Source: RefSeq, a predicted model, not a curated record